AUGAGGGUUUUCAUCUCUUUUGAGGGAUCUUUUGAACCUUUUGAUGUUUUGGCAGAGGACACAGUAAGAGCUGUGAAGCUGAUGAUUAAGGAUUACUUCCAUAUUCCACUAUCUGAGGAUAAACAAGGCAAGAUGUACCUACAACUGAUGUAUGCUGGAGCUGUGCUAAAUGAUGACUGGAGUCUUGCUGAUAUAGGAAUAUCACUUGGUGCAAAUCUCAAGUGCUUGGUCAAGAAAGAAAACAAACCAACCCUCUACAUCUACAAUGCAGUAACUCAAAAAACAAUGCCAAUAAUGGGGAGCAUUUACCUUCUUGGUAAAAAAGUGUCGUAUCUGAAAACACUGAUAACCCUGAGAUGUGGCUUUCCAGUGAGUAUCUUCUGUCUCCGGACUCCUCAAGGAAGGGAGAUGUAUGACUGUAAUACACUGAUUGAUUACCAAACAGAUAUAGGAACAACACUUCGCUUAGAUGUAUGGGACGGGUGGAAAGAAUUUCUGACUGGCUGUCUCCAAGGACAAAAGCUUAAAGUCCAACAGUAUCUAUCAGAAGAGGAACCAGUACUCAAGUACCAGAAGAGGGUAGCACUUUAUAUGGCUGCAUUUUAUGGAUAUAUUGAGCUCACAGAGUGGACCCUACAGCAAGGGGCAAGGCCCAAUGAAGCAGUUGGCGUACAUCCCUACCGAGAAUGGUGUCAUGAAACUUAUCAUCCAGAUACUGUCAAAUGUCCCGUUCAUGCAGCUGCAGAAACAGGCCAAUUAUUGGUACUUAAGGCCUUUAUCAAUUACAAUGUCUUGUGCCUGGACUGUAAAAAUGCAGUGGGACAAAUCCCACUGAUGAUUGCCCUCAAACACAAGCAUAAAGACUGUGUACUAUAUUUGGUGGCUAAGAUGUGGUCCAUGGUUUCUUAUUCUAAAAUUUCUAUCCCCAUGAGGAUCUAUAUUAAAAUAAAACAAUGGCUUCUCAGAGCUCAGCAUCACAUCCUUCAGAGAAGACACCACAAUGGGACUCAGGUGUUCAGAACUCGAGUUGGAGAUUUUGUCAUGGUGGAUGGCUUCACCCAACCAAAAAUGACCUCCAAAGAAUGGAGUAAAGCUGGGAACAAGGGCAUAAAAAGCAAUGUUCCCAAACUGCCAAGUUGCCAUGAAAAAACCCAAAGCAGGAAAACCUCAGAUCCUUUGACAGUUCCACAGCAGCAGCAAAGUGUGGGAAGCGUAAAAUUGCCUCCAAUAAAAGAAACAAAUGAGUUCUCAAGAUUACAAGAAUGUUACUCAAACAACCAGAAAAAAAAGAUGGCUACAUCUAGAAAAAAUGAAGUGAUGACAACGAAUCUGUACUCAGCCCAAGUUCCUCUUCCUUCACUUGCAACUAGGGGCUAUUCACACCCUCCUUUUUACUAUGUGACACCUAAGGCAGCCCGUUUCCUAACUUCAUCCCUUGAAUCUUUCUUGGAACACAGUGGGAAGACUGCAAGAGAGAACGCAAUCUACUGCUUAGCUACUGCAAGUGCGUUUAAAGAAAAACGAUGGCUUCAGCAGUUAGAAAUUGCAAAGACCAUGGCAAAGAAGAGUAUUUAUAAUCUAACUACUGAAGGCCCAACUUCCAAAUGAAGAUCUGCAGGAGGCUUUCCUUUGAAAAGGGAAAACCCCAUUCAUUUGUGUCUCUACAGUGUAGACAUAAUUCCUCAUUUCUAAUGCCAACAAACCUCAUGCAGCAGCAGGGGGGAAGGGCUCAUAAACAGCUAAAGAGUCUCUGACAUUCAAUACUGUGACCUCUGAAUGUUGGCGACUUGAAUCACCAAAUCACUGAUGCUCCUAGUUGGAAGGGGCAUCAGAAACCAUGCAGUUCAAUCAUGUCUGAACAAAAAUCCCUGGUACCACCAGACAGGGUUUUGCUCAGUCUGAAGAAUCCCAGAAACUCCCUAGCCCCUCAGGUGGUCAAUUUUACUUUUAGAGAGUUCUUAUUAACAAGUUUUUCCUUAUAUUGAGCCCAAAUCUGCCUCUUUACUCAUUCAAUUAAUUUUAUCAGUUCUGACUUCUGAAGCAAAGUAGAGAAAAUCUAGUCCGUCUCCCAUUUUAUUGUUUUAAUACUUGGAGAUAGCUGUCAUCCCUCCAAAAUCUUCUUUUCAACCAAUUGUUGAAUGCUGCUGGCUUUGCUUGACCCUGGAGCUAUGAAUUGGCUGAGGACAAUUGAAACUAGUUAAAAGAGGACUAUCAGACCAGUUUAGAUAAGAAUGUUGAAUGCAGACAUCAGAAGGGGCUACCUGACUUUGAUCCCAGCUGACCCCACAAUUGGAGCAGGUCCAAACUGGUUUACCCUAUUGCUACACAGGGAGCCUGAGCCUGCAAUUCUGGCCAGAUGUCACCCCUCCCACCAGCUUUCCUGGCCUUCUCUAUGGACUUUUGAUUGUUAUGCAAAACAACUUAUGUAACAGCUUCUUAAGGCUGUGCCUCCUAUGAGACUCCCUCCCAGUUGAAAUGUAUUUAACCCUGUACCCCCUGCCCCUCUUGGGCACUCCAGUUCCCUGGUGCCCUGUGGUAAUCCUGAAUUGCA
This is a messenger RNA of Vombatus ursinus (common wombat), 2551 nucleotides long. It is a transcript of the gene ANKUB1, whose product is annotated as ankyrin repeat and ubiquitin domain containing 1. The record is from RefSeq and is a predicted model, not a curated record. Gene Ontology annotation, molecular function: protein binding. The transcript has 6 exons. Lineage: Eukaryota; Metazoa; Chordata; Mammalia; Diprotodontia; Vombatidae. The coding region runs from base 1 to 1608 and encodes 535 amino acids.